This is a messenger RNA of Cavenderia fasciculata, 663 nucleotides long. RefSeq lists its product as uncharacterized. Lineage: Eukaryota; Evosea; Eumycetozoa; Acytosteliales; Cavenderiaceae. Bases 1 to 663 code for a protein of 220 amino acids. The record is from RefSeq and is a predicted model, not a curated record. The transcript is spliced from 5 exons.
AUGUGUCUAUAUAAAGUUAUUUUAGAGACACCAGCAAUGUACUAUAUCUAUCCAUCCACUAUCCAUGGUAGACUAUGGUCAGCCAUAGUCCAUUUUUGUCAAUCUCAGCCACCAUUGUACAUAUUCAACAAUAGUCCAAGUGGAAUCAAGAAUGCAUCAUACUUAAAUUUCUAUCUCUUUCCUCCUCCACUAUCCAUCCAUCCACUAACCUCUAUCCAACCAUCCUCCAUCCACCAUCCACCAUCCACCAUCAUCCACCAUCCACCAUCCACCUCCACUAUCCACUAUCCACCAUCCACCAUCCAAUCAUCCUCUAUCCAUCCACCCAUCAUCAAACAUCCACCAUCUACCAUCCAACCAUCAUCCAACAUCCAACCAUCAUCCAACAUCCACCAUCCACCAUCUACCAUCCAACCAUCAUCUAUCGAUCCCUCUUCCAUUCCCCUACCAUCCAUCCACCAUCCACCAACCAUCCUCAUCCAUCCACCAUCCUCAUCCUCUAUCCAUCCAUCCUCAUCCAUCCAUCCAUCCUCUAUCCAUCCAUCCUCAUCAAUCAUCAAUUAUCCAUCAUCUUUUGUCUACCUCGAGGAUGAGGUAAUAAAGGAAAUUAUAACACCAAAAAAGACAUUUACUUUGGGUACUAAAACUAGUAAUGAUUCUUAG